UGUAAUCUUGGAAUUAAAGAUGAUUAAGCAGCCAGAGAUCAUAGGCUCAAUUGCAAGUCAUGCCGAUGUGGAAGCCCAGAUUAAAGAUAGCACAGAAAUGGAGAAGAAAGUGUCAAAGAUCUUGAAGCUUAUAAAGAGUAAAGAUCGACCCAAAAAAGGUGGCGCUUCUAAAGACUCAAAAAAAUCAGAACUUAUAGGCCUUGUUGAGGACUUUCAUGAACAAUAUCAGUUGCUUUAUGGUCUGUACGAUCAUUUCAGAGUCACUUCAGUGAAAAAGGCUCGUGGGAGAAAAGGAAAGGAAAUUUCGACUUCAUCUACUUCCAGCUCAGACUCCGAUUAUUAUUCCUCUGAAGACAUUGACAUUAUCAAUAGCAACUUGGAAAAUGAGCGUAAGAAGGCCGCAAACAAAGUUAAGAAAGAUUUUGAAACUGCAAAUUUCGCUAUGGCAGAGCUGAAUCAUAAAGUGGCCUCUACAUCUGAAGAUGUUGAAGCUCUAAAGUCUGAAUAUACUGCAGCCUUGAGAAAAAUAAAAGAACUAGAGACUAUAAACCAACAUUUGGGAAAUGAAGCAGAAGAACGGGAAAAGGAACUUUCAGCAUUUGGAAAGGAGUUAGAGGGCCAGUCACCACCUGGCUUAAAAAGCGAGUUGAAAUCACUGCACUGUGAGAAGAAAAAUCUUGAAGCUCAAGUGGAAAGCAAGACUGCUGAAGCAAAACAGCUUGGAGAGAAAAAUGCGGAACUGACUGCCAAGAUUUUGGAACUUGAAUUGAUAAAGAAGGAGAAGAGUGAGAUAUCUGCUAUGCUGAAGAAAACAGAGGACAAUGAAAAUAAUUUAACAUACGAAAAUGAGGCUUUAGUUGCAGAAGUGAGCAACCUGAAACUAGAGUUGGAUUCUUUACGUGCUCAGAAAUGUGAGUUGGAAGAACAUAUAGGAUCUAAAAGAACUGAGGUUGUCCAAGACAAUGGCUUAGCGCAUAAGGUCUCUGCUUUGCAGCAGGAAUUGCAUUCUCUUCACCGGCAGAAAAAUGAAUUAUCUGCACAACUGGAGAGAAAGACCAAAGAUAUAUUUGAAAACCUGAUUCAGGUAGAGACUUUGGAAGAAGACCCCGCAAGAAACACUGUAGCUGAAGAGAAAAUUCUAGAAGAGAAAGACGGUAUUCCCAAGGUGGGUCAGGACCUAGAAUUGGAUGUGGACAGUCCGCACAAUCUGAAAAAUGAGUUGGAACAGCAGUUAAGAAGUAAAGUUCAUGAAAUUGACCAGUUGAGGAAGGAAAAGGAGAAGCUGCAUGAUAGAAUUUUUGAACUGGAAGAAAUGUUGACGGACAGAGGCAAAGAAUUCUUCUCUCUUCAGAAGCAAAGUGAGUGUAAAGAGAAUGAAGCUUCUACUCAGAUUAUGACUCUAACAGCUCAGGUUAACAAUCUGAAACAAGAGAUGGGUUCCUUGCAGGCGUUGAAGAGUGAGUUAGAGAUGCAAAAUGAGAGACUAAUACAAGAUUUUUCACAGAGUCAGACCUUGAUGGAAAAUGAAAACACCAAGUUAACAAGCAAGAUUGCUGACCAACAGAACAUACUGAAGGAGCGGGAGGACACUAUAAAGAAGUUAACUGAGGAUUAUAAACAAGUGAAACGCUUGUUGGUGGAGUCGAAGUCACGGUUACAAUUCGCUGAAAGAAAAAUGGAGGAAUUGGCAGAAGAGUUCCGCAAGAAAAUGGAAGAUCAUAUCCGUCUGUUAUAUCAAAGAAUCGUUGUUGCAGAACAAAUACACACCGAAAACAAACUGAAUUACAGGAAGGCAAAAGAGAGGCUUGAGCAAGAAAACAAACUGCUUGAAGAAAAAAUUGCGGCUUAUGAACCUGAGCUGUAUAAGAUGUGGGACAUAUUGAAGCCAGGAAACAAUGCAUUGACUACAUUGGACUUGGUGUUUAGAAGGUUUCAUCAUGACAAUGGGAGCAUCCUGGAGCGCAUCUCCAGAAUUUCAAAUGAAAUUCAGUCUGCAAAGAACUGGGUGGCAGGUACUAACAAUGAGAUGAAAAGAUUGAAACAUAAUAUGGAUGGUUUGACUUCACAGCUGGAUGGCAAGGAAGAGCAGGAACUCAUGUUAAGAGAGAAGGUUUGGAACCUGGAAGCAAAAUUGGGCAAAGAAGGAGGGGAGAAGCUGGUUAAAGAAAGUAGCCAACUUGAGAGGAAAGUUAGAGAGUUGGAGAGUAAAAUAAAAGAGCAGGAUGAGAAAUUGUUGGGUAUUGGAGAGGAGAAGAGGGAGGCCAUUAGGCAGCUAUGUAUAUUGAUUGAUUAUCAUCGCAAUCGCUGUGAUUAUCUGAAGGAAGUGAUUUCAAAGAUGAAUGUUAGGUGUAGGAGAGCAACAUGAAAAAUUGUCCUUUCUUUUCCCCAUUAAUGUUGUUGCAUGUAAGAAUUCUGGUUCAUUUCAGUUCAUUCAUUCAUUCA
Messenger RNA from Tripterygium wilfordii, 2442 nucleotides. RefSeq names its product COP1-interactive protein 1-like. Lineage: Eukaryota; Viridiplantae; Streptophyta; Magnoliopsida; Celastrales; Celastraceae. The coding region runs from base 20 to 2365 and encodes 781 amino acids. Gene Ontology annotation, molecular function: actin binding. The record is from RefSeq and is a predicted model, not a curated record. The transcript is spliced from 2 exons.